Messenger RNA from Plasmodium yoelii, 4530 nucleotides. Its product is annotated as conserved Plasmodium protein, unknown function. Lineage: Eukaryota; Apicomplexa; Aconoidasida; Haemosporida; Plasmodiidae. The transcript has a single exon. The record is from RefSeq and is a predicted model, not a curated record. Bases 1 to 4530 code for a protein of 1509 amino acids.
AUGAUGAAUGAUAAUUUAAAUGAAAAUUUCAGUAUAUCCAAAAAAUAUGAAGAUGAUUACAAAGCACAGUUAACUGAAGAAAACGAAGAAAACGCAAAAUAUAAAGAAGAUAAUGCAUACCAAACAAAUAUUUUUCAAAAUAGUAUUCAUCCAGAAAUAAAAAAUAAUAAAUUUCCUUUGGACUAUUAUAAUUCCGAAGGAUAUAAAAAUGAGGCAGACUAUAUGGAGAAAAAUAAGUAUGAGAGUUGUAUUGACAACAAAGGCAAUUCCAUGAAUAAGCCAAAUAUGGAAACUUUUGGUAACAUAAAUGAUCACGAAAAAAUUGAGGAAAAUAAAAUUAAAAAUGGAGACAGAAGCAUAAGUGAAAGUAUUAAUUAUAAUAAACAAAAUACAGAGAUGAAUUUAAUAAAUAUAAAAGAAAAUAAAAAUACCGAAGAAAAAACAAAUUUUGGUGAUAAUAAAAAUUUUAAUUUAUUAAAAAAAAAAUUAACACACGAUGAAGACGACUUGAUUGAUGACUUAUUAAUAUAUAAUAAUAAUGGUGAGAGAAAAAAUACGAGUUUUAGAAAAAAAAAAAAAAAAAAAGAAAAUUUAAAUGAAAAUUAUAUAUCAAGUAAAAUAAACAGCGAAUUAAGUAUACUAGAUUUAAGAAAAAAAAAUACUGAAAUUAAAACAAAAUUUGAAAAAUUAUCUAUGAAUUCUCAAAAAAAACAAAGCGAUUUAAAUAUUCGUAAGAUACAAAAUAAAACAAGUUUUCAUAAUAAUACCACUAACCAUAUUGUAAAUUUAUUACAAAAGAAAAAUUCUGAAGAAGAGAUAAUGAUACAAAGAAUUGUAAUACAGCAAAGUGACACUGAUGACAUAGUUCAAAAAAAAGUGCAUACCAUUGAAAAUGAUAUUGAAGAAGCAGAAAAAAAAAAUAUAAACACUUCAACAAAAAAUACGGAUAUUCAUAAAAAUACAAGCUUUUAUCAUUCCGAAAAUAGUAAAGAUAUUAUUGUGGAAUUAGAGCAUCAUGAGGAGAAUAAUUCUAGUGUUAACAAUUUGCAAAAACAGUAUUCCGUCAAUUGUCUUACUACCUUUAAAGAAUUGGAAAUAAGUGAAAAAAAUAAGAACGAGAUGGAUUGCAAAAUAAAUGAAUUAAAUUGUUACACUGAGGAAAAUUUUAAUGAAACAAAUGCAUUAAAUGAUAAUAUCGUAAUACAAAAUUAUAGCACACAAGUAAAUGAGGAAAUAUUUACAACAGGUAUAAAAGAUGAACAGAUUAAGGAUGAUACUCUUAUUAAUAAUAAAAUUUUGAAUGAAAAAAAUUCAAAAAAUAAUAAUUCUAAAAUGUCAGAAGAUUUAAUGAAUAUAAAAAUAUAUGAUGACUCUGAAAUAGAUGAAACAAAAGAAAAUGAGUUAGAGUCUUUUUGGCUAAAUAAAGAAAUGUCAACUAGUUUUAGCACUUUAAAAACAAAUAUAAAUGAUAAAUUAUUAAAUGUAAAUAAUCAAAAUAAAAUAAUGUGGGCUCGGGAAGAUUAUAAAGAUGGUCUUUUCAUAUUAGACAGAAAUAAUCCAUUGAAUAUGAAAAAAUCUGAAAGUGAUAAUAUAACAAAUCGCGAAAAAAUUAAAAACAAUAUAUCAAAAUUAUUUAAAAAGAGUAUGACAUUAAAUAUUCCAAAUCAUAAUAGUAAUGGAAAAGAAGUAUCAUCUGUUGUUCCUACCUUGAAUUAUGAUAAUACACCCCAAAGAGCAAAAUCAUUUAAAGACAUAAGCUUUUAUGAAAACCUUGAAGGAGAAAGUUCAUGCGAUUCUUGUACUACGCAAAGCACUGAUGAUGAAAAUGAAAAGAUAGAUAUUAAAAAAAAAAUAAAAAUUAUAAAAAAAAAACUAUUACAUAAUAAUAAUAAUAUUACGAAUAUCGAAAAUGUUAAACUAGAAAACUUUGAUAUAUAUAAUAUUGAUUUUAAAAAAAUUGGUCUAAAUACAAGUAAUUUAAAUACAGAGGAAAAAUAUAUUUUAAUGUUAUACAUUUCGGAACAACAAAUGAAGUUAGCUUUACAAGAAACAAAAGAAUACCCCCACGACGACAAAAAUAAUCAAGCAGUAGACAUUAACAAAGGUAUUAAAAAUGUUAGUGAAAAUAAUAAUGGCCAAUACAAUUUAAUCGAAAAUGAUAGCAAAGUAACCGAUUUAGAGAAUAUCCAUUGGAAAGCGAAUUAUCCAGGAAAAAUUGAAAAAAAUAUAAAAGCACCUGAUUCCUUAAAUACAGACAAUUUCAAGUUGAAUAUGAUUAGGUUAAAAAAUAAUUCUAUUUCAUUUUAUGAUCAAAAAAUGUAUAAUAAAAUAAAUGAAAACAAAAAUAAUAAGUAUAAUGUUUCUGAUUUUAAUACAUCUUAUUAUUCAUACAAUUAUUCACGGUUUAAAUUAAACGGUGAAGAUAAAAUAUAUUCUAUUGCAAAAAAUCAGAGUGUUGCUAAUUCAUAUAUAGAAAAUGAAUUAUUAAAAUUACAUGAUCCCAAUUAUACGAAACAACCUCAUUUUAGUUUCUUUCAAAAGUUGUAUAUUGAAUUUUUGACAAAUGAACAUAACAUAAAGGAAAAGGAGGAUGCGAUAAUUUUGGGUGACAACACAAAUUAUCGAACAAAUUAUGAUAUAUAUGAUCAUUCAUUUAUGAAUAAUUUAUUAAAAAGUUUUGUGGAAAUAUUUAUUCAGGAUGAGGGUAUAGAUGAACUUCUAUCGAUUUACGAGGAUACUAUAUGGGAUCAAGAGAAAAGAAUUGAAGAAGCGAAAAUUGACACAUGUGCAGAAUACAUUUGCAAAAUGUUUUUUGAAAACUCCUUAAACAAAAAUAUGGCAAAAAGCAAAGAUUAUAAUAAUGAGCAGAAUAUUUUUUCAACACAAUUUUACACAUUGCUCAAAUAUAUUGCUAAUAAAAUCGUAACAAAUGGAAAUGUAAUAAAUAAAGUUAAAGAAAUCCAAAUUUUAAAUCAAAUACUCAACGAGGAAGUAAAAAUUUAUAGUAUUAAUGUUGCAUGUAUGGAUGAUAUGUUUUUAGAUGUAGAACCACAUUUUAUUGAUGAAUAUGAUAAAGUUAUAAUAGGAAAAAAUAUUGGAUUUUUUAAUAUGAAUGUAAUAAAUAGUGAAUAUAGUUAUAAUUAUUAUAUUAAUGAAAAUGAUAUUAAUAAAUUAAAGGAUGAUCAAAGUAAUAGCUCAGUUUGGAAUUAUGUGUAUGGAUAUUUCAAUGACAUAUAUAAUUGGUAUAACGAAAAGCAUGAACAAACAUCUAAUCAAACGAAAAAUAAAGAUUAUUCAGACAUAAAAGAUAACAUUAAUGUGAAAGAUAGAGAUGUUAGUAAUUCUUCAAAGACCCUUUCAAGGAAUUACAUAAAAAAUGUUAAUAAAUUACAUAGUUCGCGUAACAAUAACACAAUUUUUAAAAAUGAAAAAUUGGAUGACCAAGACAAUAGACAUAAUACUUUUGAAAAAAAAAUAAAUGGAGAAUUUGAUAUCAAUUUAAAAAGUGAAGAAUCACAAUUAUCUCCUAAUAGUGAGUACAUAUAUGAUAAAAGUAAUGAUUCAUCCCAAAAUGAAAAAAACAAUAAAGGAGAAGAAAAAGAUUUCCCCCAAAUUAUAGAAAUAGAAUCAAGUAAUAAUCUGAUCGAAAAAAAAACGAGCGCACAAAAUAAAAAUGAAGAACAAGAUAUGUUAAGCAAUUCUACAAACAUAGACGAAUACUUAAUGGAUAGUAAUAUAUCAAGUAUAAAUAACUAUGUUUCAGAAAAUUCAAAUAAAAUAAAAAUACAAUCUACUAGCAAUCUGAGCAAUACUAAUAGUUUUAAUAUUAAUUCUGAUGAAAAAACAAUGAAUGAACAAACCAAAAUAGAUAAUAAUAGUAAUAAUAAUAAUUAUUACAAUGAUGAUAUUCUUAAUAAAUACCCUAACGAUUCUGUAGAAAUAGAGAAUCACAAUUUUAUCAAAGUAGAAGAAAAAAAUUAUCCUCGCAAGUUUAAUACCAAUUUUAAACAAACUAAUUAUGACGAUUUAAAAAAAGAGAAUCAAUUUAUUAAAAUGUCUAAUAAAUUCGAAAAAAAUCAAACCAGCUUAGUAACAUUUCAAUAUAAAGGAACAUUACCAAAAGGAAAUAUAAACAAAUUAUUGUUAGAUAAAAACAGUAAUAUAAAAGGAAGCUAUUUUUGCAUAUCAAAUGACAAAUUAAUUGUUACUCAUUCUAAAAAUGAUAAAAUUGAAAAAUUUUUAGAUUCUCAUUUUGUAAUAGAAAAAUGUAUGAAAUAUAAUAAAGAAAUAAAUCAUUUAUAUGUUCAUAUAUUUAAUUUAAAAAAUAAAAAAUAUCUAGCCGUAGAUUUAGAAAGUAAUAUUAUAGUAUUUACUAAUAAAUAUGAUGAUAAAUUUUAUUAUGAUCAAAAUAAUGUAAGGCAUCGAAUAUCAACUUAUUUCCAUUUGCAAUCUAUAGCCGAUAUAAUGAAAAAAAUGAUAACCGAUGAAAUAAUUCAUAUUAUUUCUAAAAUCGUGUUAGGCAGCUAUUAA